Messenger RNA from Paramisgurnus dabryanus, 3280 nucleotides. It is a transcript of the gene znhit6, whose product is annotated as zinc finger HIT-type containing 6. The record is from RefSeq and is a predicted model, not a curated record. Gene Ontology annotation, biological process: box C/D snoRNP assembly; maturation of LSU-rRNA from tricistronic rRNA transcript (SSU-rRNA, 5.8S rRNA, LSU-rRNA); snoRNA localization. Gene Ontology annotation, cellular component: nucleus; pre-snoRNP complex. NCBI's taxonomy places the organism in Eukaryota, Metazoa, Chordata, Actinopteri, Cypriniformes, Cobitidae.
CGAAAUACGACAGUGGCGCACACGUGUGUGCAUUGGUUGAUGUUUUCAUCCGUGUGUUCUUGAAAUUCAAAGACUUUAUGUUGAUUUUAUAAACAUGCUUUCAGUCAUGGACGAUAUCGAUAAAGCGGAUGAGGAGCGCAGAGGAGUUAAACGCAAAGUGUCAUUGUCAAGAUGUGACGUGUGUGAAACUCAAGAGUCCAAAUACAGAUGCCCAAACUGUAUGAAACACACCUGCAGUUUGGCCUGUGUGAAACGGCACAAGACGUCUUCAGGGUGCAGUGGUGUUCGAGAUAAGACCGCAUUUGUCUCUCUCUCUCAGUUUGAUGAAAUGAGUCUUCUUAGUGAUUACAGGUUUCUGGAGGACACAGCUCGACUGAGAGAAAGAUCAAACAGAGACGGUGUCCUGCACGCCAGUCGUCGACACCCGAAAGAGGGCAGUUGGUUAAUCAGGAGGGCGCGAGCAGUUAAAGUCACCCUGAAGUUUCUGCCCAAAAUGUUCAGUAAAAAUCGAGAGAACACCACUAUCUUCAAAAAAGCUGACAAGCGAUUACAUUGGCACCUGAAGAUCCAUUUUCCUCAAAGUGGUGCUGUUUAUUCAGAUAGAUUUCCUGAUAACAGAGAACUCUGUCAGAUUCUUAAUGACUACAUUCAUCCUUCAGCAUCAGAUCCAGUCAGACGUCAAAAGUUAAAGGUUUAUGUCCACAGCCCUCAAGAGGACAUCAAAGUCUUUAUGAAGUCAGAGCAGAUAAAACCCAACUCUCCCAGAUUUCUUGAGCUGGAUACUCAGAAAACUCUAGGAGAAAACUUGAUGUACCAGACUGUUGUGGAAUACCCAGAAAUCUUUGUGGUUCUGAAACGGCACAGUCAGGAGUAUCUCACCCAAAUAAAGGAGCGGCUCUCCAGUGCUGCCCCCGGGAAUCUCUCAAGAACGUCAGAUGAGACCGUUUCUAAAACAUCCGCACAUGUGGAAAAGAAAACAAAGGUCAUUUCAGAUGCUGAUGAGCUGGAGGAUGGAGAGAUUCGGAGUGAGGAAGAUGGAAGUGAUGAUGAUGAUGAUGGUGACAUAACCGAUAAAACAGCACCUGAAUCACAUCAAGAGGCUGGAGGUCGUGAUGAUGAUGAUGAACCUGAUGAAGAAAAGACUGAAGGUUGUAUUGACAGUCUAGACCUUCACAUGAAGAUGCAAUCCAAGGAUCGUCUUCCUCACGACUGUGACCCGGAUAUUCAGAUGGACUUUGGACAUGGAUCAACCUCAGUGAGCAUCGACAGCAGAACUGAAGAAAGUUUGACUGUUUCUCAUGUACUUGAAGAUGCUGGUGGUCGGGACCCAACUGAGACUUUGAGCAGCAUCAGUCAACAAACUCUGCUUCCCAGAAAUGACUGCAUCCAUGACAGAGAUUUUAAAAACGUUGAUGGCUCUCGUCAAACCUGUACUGUUGAAAGCGAUGGUGUAACAUGUGCUCAUAUUAGCGCUUCUGUAAAUGAAGGCCAGGAAAACACGCGCACUAACCUGCAUGGAGACGACACUAACAUUUAUGCUAGCGUCAGUCAUGUAUGUGCAGAUAGCAAAAUAAUAAAUCAGCAUUAUAUCCAUGAUAGCAUAGCUGCAGAGAAUCUGGAUGUUUCUGCAAAUAAGCAUCACACUCCUACAGAUAUCCAGUCUGAAAAUGAUAGUCAUGCCAAUAUCAGUGAUAGCGUUGAUGGGAAAAAUGCUAAUGCUAAUUCUCAUGAAGAUCACAUUCCUGCAGAUAUGCACACUGAAGGUCCGAGUCAGGCUAACAUAUGUGAUAGCGUAGAUGAAGACAAUGCUAAUGUGGUUUCUAGCGAUGGUUACGUUGCUACAAAUAUACACAUUGAAAGUGCAAGUCAGGCUAACCUAUGUGAUAGCGUAGAUGAAAACAAAGCUAAUGUUUGUGUUAGUGAGGAUCGCGCUCCUGUAGAUAUCCACGUUGAAGGUCUGAGUCAAGCUAAUGUUUGUGAUAUUGUAGAUGUACACAAUCCUAGUGUUUGUGCUAGCGAUGGUUAUGUUGCCACAGAUAUACAUGUUGAAGUUGCAAGUCAGGCUAAAAUAUGUGAUAGUGUGGCUGUAGAUAAUGCUAAUGUAUGUGCUGGCAACGGUUCCAUUACUACAGAUAUCCACAUUGAAGGUCUGAGUCAAGCUAACCUUUCUGAUAACAUCAAUGUAGACAAUGCUAAUGUUCAUGUUAGUGAAUGUCACGUUUCACUAUGUGAUAACGUACAUGUAGCCAAUGCUAAUGUGGGUGCUAGCGAUAGUUACGUUGCUACAGAUAUCCAUGUUGAAGGUGCGAGUCAGGCUAAGAUAUGUGAUAGUGUACACAACGCUAAUGUGGGUGCUAGCGAUAGUUACAUUGCUACAGAUAUUCAUGUUAAAGGUGCGGGUCAAGCUAACUUUUCUGAUAACAUCGUUGUAAACAAUGCUAAUGUGUUUGCUAGCGAUGGAUACAGUGCUAGAGAUAUACAUGUUGAAGGUGCGAGUCAGCAAAACAUAAGUGAUAGCGUAGAUGUAGACAAUGCUAAUGUGUGUGCUAGCAAUGGUUCUGUUGCUACAGCUCUACAUGUUGAAGGUGCUAGUCAGGCUAACAUAUGUGAUAGCGUAGAUGUAGACAAUGCUAAUGUGACUGCUAGCGAUGUUUACGUUAGUACAGCUCUGCAUGUUGAAGAUGCUAGUCAGGCUAACAUAUGUGAUGGCGUAGAUGUAGACAAUGCUAAUGUUUAUGUUAGUGAGAGUCACGUACUUGUAGAUAUUCACAGUGAAGGUUCUGCUCAGGUUAUUGUCUGUAAUAGCGUGAGUGAUGUUAGCGGUCAAGUUAGUUAUCAGUCUGUCUGUGAGAGUAAACCCAGAGUUUGAUAAUCAACAGAUAUAAGUUCAGAAAUAGCAUAUAUCAUCAGAUAAUGAUAAUAACAGUAACUGUUACCACAGUGAUGUUUAGGUUGACCUGAUAAAAGAGAUUGGUGACUUAACACUGUGUUCAUGGUUACAGAUAAACUCAGAGAUGUUUCUCCAGCAGCUUCUCACUUCUGUUAUUCAACUGGACAAAUUAUGACCUUUUUUUUCUGGUGUUUAAUAUUACAUCAAUUCUGUUACAGAGUCAAAUUCAGUUUUUCAUUUUGGUGGGAUUGGGAAAGUUAGCAUGUGAGGAUUAAAGCAAGCAUAACUAAAAUAUUUAUUGGAAAAAGAGGCUCACGUUAUAUAAAGCAUUUGAUUUAUUUGAAGAGUUUUGUUGUCAAUUUGUGUCUUUAAUAAACCUCCAUUCCUGCA